Molecule: messenger RNA, 1207 nt
Organism: Gekko japonicus
Lineage: Eukaryota; Metazoa; Chordata; Lepidosauria; Squamata; Gekkonidae
Gene: MED4
Product: mediator complex subunit 4
Exons: 7
Coding region: 27-833 (268 amino acids)
Biological process (GO): regulation of transcription by RNA polymerase II
Cellular component (GO): mediator complex; core mediator complex
Molecular function (GO): transcription coregulator activity
Source: RefSeq, a predicted model, not a curated record
GCCUUCGACCUAGGUGACGGGGAGUCAUGGCAGCGGCAGCAGGGCCGCCGGCGACAAUAGCCUCAGGAGGCGGCGGUGGCGACGAGCGGAGCAGUACCCGGGAACGCCUUCUGGCCGCGUUGGACGACUUGGAGCUUCUAGCCCGGGAGCUGAUUGAAAUGCUGGCGAUUUCAAGGAACCAGAAACUGGCACAACCUGGAGAAGAGGUCCAGGUACUGGACCUGCUGAUUCAGCGAGACAAACAGUUCCAGGAAUUAAUGAAGCUGGCUCUCGAGCAAGGGAAGAUCCACCAGGAGAUGCAACUCUUAGAGAAAGUGGUGGAGAAGAGGGACAGCGAUAUCCAGCAGCUUCAAAAACAACUGAAAGAAGCAGAGCACAUCCUGGCCACAGCUGUUUAUCAAGCAAAAGAAAAACUGAAAUCAAUAGAAAAAGCAAGGAGGGGGUCUGUUUCCUCCGAAGAAAUAAUCAAGUACGCUCACAGAAUUAGUGCCAGCAACGCCGUCUGCGCUCCUCUCACGUGGGUGCCAGGGGAUCCCCGAAGGCCAUACCCAACCGAUCUGGAGAUGAGAAGUGGUCUCCUGGGUCAGAUGAACAACCCGUCAGCAAAUGGAGUCAACGGACACUUACCAGGGGAUGCGCUUGCAGCAGGCAGAUUACCAGAUGUGCUUGCGCCACAGUAUCCUUGGCAGUCCACUGACAUGUCCAUGAACAUGCUGCCUCCUAAUCACAGCAACGACUUCAUGCUAGAACCUCCGGGGCAUAAUAAGGAGAACGAAGAUGACGUGGAGGUCAUGUCAACAGAUUCCUCGAGCAGCAGCAGCGACUCCGAUUAGGAACUGCAUCCGAUUUUCGGACUAGCAAAAGCAGACUGUGUUUGGGACCCCGUUAUAUUGUUCGUUCUGACCACCGAUGGGAGCUGCACUAUACAGUGAGGAGCAGAAAGGACACUGGUGAUUUUUCACGGAUAUUUGAACGAGUACUCACCAAAAACACCCUAAUCAUGGUUGGGGGUCUGGGGAGCGGAGAUAACAGGGUGCAUUUAUUUUAUCGUACGUUUGAUAAAGUUCUAGGCCAUAAAAUGUAAGGAGGAUCAACUAGAAGUUACAAUGAAUAAACUACUAUUACAUUUUCCUUGCUAGCACACGGAAACAGGGCUAAAUAUUAAAAGUUGUUGAAAUUUUCCAUGAUGAUUACUUGUCAUGAUUUA